AUGGAAUAUAAAGAGACUUCUCCAGUAAAUUAUGAUUAUGACAAGGUAUUGAUUUUUAUUCAUCACACGAAUAGAUUAAAUGCAGUGGAUAUUGAGAAACUAACAAAAAAAGAAAUCACUGUAAAUGUUUCUGAAAACAUUGAUAAUAGAAUAUGCAUGUGCAUUAUUCCUGGAAAUAAAAUUUUUUGCUAUGGGAAUUUACUUACUCCCCCCCCCAUCCCUGAUCGAACGAUUGACUGUAAAAAUUCCUAAAAAUUGGGAAAAUUAACCCCCAUCCUUGAUCGAACGAUUUUCAUAUCAUGCAAAUUUUUAUAUAUAUAAAAAUAUAUUAGUUAUCAAAAGCUUGGGAAGAUGCACAUAAUGAAGUUGUUUUCAGAAGCUUUGAGACGACAGAAAGCUACGGAAUCAACUAUUCGAAGUGAUUUACUCAUCAACCCAGACUUAAAAACUCAAUAAUCUAAUAAAAUAGAGAUUUUUUUAAAUUUUAAAAAAAAAAAAUUUGAAUUCAAUAAGAAACAAAUUAAAAUUUAUACAUUUUAAAGGGUAACUAAUAAAUCAAAAUAUAUUAAAUUGGUAUUUUAUGAAAUUAAUUCAAUUUUUGCUGUAAAAAUAAUUAUUAAAUACUCUUAACCCUCUUAUUUAAAAGUAAAUAAAAAAAUAUAUAUAUAUAUUUUUAUUUUUAUAUAUAAAUUUUUUUUUUCCAAAAAAAAUUUUUUUUAACCCCCAUCCUUGAUCAAAAGAUGGCGAGUCGUUCGAUCAAGGAUGGGGGGGGAGUUAAUAAUGGGAAAUACACUGGGAUUACAUUUAUUAUAGACUCAAGCUAUCGAGUUAAGCAGCUAUCAAGAGGCUUUCCAUGUGUCUCUUCAUCUGCAAUUUACUACAAUGGUCAAAUCUAUACAUUUGGCGGCUUUAAUGGAACUUGCCUAAGCCUUUCUAAAAGGUUUGAUUUGGCAAGUAACCGCUGAGCACAAUCUGCUAAUAAUUCAAUGAAAUGAAGAGCAUGCUCAAUUGCAAUAUUUUUAGACCAAUUUAUUAUAGCAGGCUUUGGAGAAACAAAAGCUUUUAUAUAUGAUCCUUUAUUAGACUCUUUUUCUUUAUUACCUUUAGAAACUCUUGUUAAAAGCUCAAUUAAGGUUAAUUGUGUCGCUAAUGACCGAGCAUAUGUGAUUGACUCAUUAGGAUAUGUUUAUGAAAGCGAUCCUUUUAAUUUAUAUAGCUGGUCACAAUUUGUAAACGCAGCGAUGAUUGGAACGUUUAUUUUUUCUUAUCCUGUCAUUUAUAAAGAUUCUCUUUAUUUCGUUUUGGAUUAUAAACUAUAUAGAUUCUAUUUUUCUUUAAAAAAGUCUAGAAAAGUUCUUGGAGAGGUCAUAAUGGACUAA
Molecule: messenger RNA, 1379 nt
Organism: Blepharisma stoltei
Lineage: Eukaryota; Ciliophora; Heterotrichea; Heterotrichida; Blepharismidae
Source: the annotation of a GenBank genome assembly